CAGUCCCAAAAAAAAAACUUGAGUCAUGUUGGUGGAGUGGACCGGUCACAUGACUUUUAUGACAGACAUAAUUUUUGAUUGUUGAAUGCGACAACCUCAAGCGAUUGACCAUUUUAAACUAGCAAGCUGGACUUACGAAAUGGCAACAGCCUAUACUAGAUCAGCUAAAGUGAUGAGUGACACUGUAAAGCAUUUCACACAUGUUCGACAUAAAAGCUCAAGAGCCAGCCCAGCCUAUUUGGCAACUUCAAAUACGCCGUCUAGCAAGGGUAACGAUUCUCGCCGACUUUUGAUCAUCCUGGACUUGAAUGGAGCUCUCGUUUCAAAGACAGGAAAAAGUGGAAUGUGGGUACGCCCGCACUAUACCGAAUUCUUAGAAUAUCUUUUCAGUCAGUUUGAAGUCGGCGUCUGGAGCUCCGCACGGCAAAAUACAGUGAGCAAUAUGUGCCAACUCUUUGGUAAUUUCAAGAAACAAUUGUUAUUUACUUGGAGCCGCGAGAACUUUGGUUUAUCAGAAGAUGAUUAUCUCAAAAACAUACCGACAAUCAAAGAUCUUCAACUGGUUUGGAAAAGCUUAGAAGAUAAUCCAGAUAUGCCGUCGUAUACAGCGUACAAUACCAUACUCUUGGACGAUUCCUCCAGUAAAGCCGCCUUACAGCCUUUCAACAGCAUUGCAAUAUCGGAAUUUAACCACAAAAGCGCAGAGAAGCAGCUAACUGGCGAUAAUGAACUUCUCAAUGUUAUAGCAUACCUCGAAAAAGUCAAGUACGAAGAUAAUGUCAGUAAUUUCAUGAAGCGAAAUCCGUAUAAGAAAGAUCUCGCUUCGGACGAAACUACAGAAAGGGACUUUGAAAGUACUCAUUUUCGAUAUAGUGACGCGAAGCAGACGCUGGGGGAUUUACGCAAUACUGCUGGACUGACGAACGACGGAGUAAGUCGCAGGAGAACUCUUGAAAAAAAACGACCAGGCCAUAGGAAGUAUAGAAAAUCGAAACAGGCCUCAUCCAAGCCUGUAACCCCUCAAUCAUAGUGUACCAUCUCCUCUCAGAUCUGCAAUAUCAACUAGAAAUGUAAAAUAUGAGAAAGUCAUCAUAGCUCAAUAAUACUAUGCCACUUAACUGAUGAUUAAUAUCAAAUAUGUCACAGCAUCUUCUGAGUCGGAUGGAUAUAUACUAUUAUCCCGUAUUCGCUCUGAACAGCAGAUUAUACCCUUUACUGUAAGGCUUAUGCCAUCUGUUCAAUUUUAUCCCCACUUAUUCGGCCAUAUUGCAUUGUCCAAUUGAGCCCAUUGUCAUAUUGCACUUGACGGACGUGCUUAUAUUCGCCAUUCAUAAUCUAAAUGCGCUUGAC
Molecule: messenger RNA, 1350 nt
Organism: Umbelopsis ramanniana AG
Lineage: Eukaryota; Fungi; Mucoromycota; Umbelopsidomycetes; Umbelopsidales; Umbelopsidaceae
Exons: 1
Coding region: 86-1030 (314 amino acids)
Molecular function (GO): phosphoprotein phosphatase activity
Source: RefSeq, a predicted model, not a curated record